AUGCCCCCUGGUCGGCUCACCGCCCCCACCACCUCCCCCGUCGACUCUGUUUCUUCAGUGCCGGAUGAGACAAGCCACCUCUGUCGAGCCGGUGCUGUGCAGCCCGACUGGGCGGUCCACUGGUCCGACCGAGACAAAGUGUCCAUGGUGGUAGGCAAAAUGCCCGUGGCCCCGGCCCAACCUAUGCGCCAAGGUGGGGGCGUAUGCAGCUGCAUUGGACCUAAUACUGUCGUCUCGGUGGUUGUUCACUCAGAUUCUUCAGACUCAGCACCGUAUUGGGCAAGUGUCAACAACACACUGCCAUACGGUGAAUAUAAAAGCACACAUGGCGACCUUAACAUGAAGUUCCUCGUCCAAGUCCCCAGGCCGGGACGAUCAAGAUCCAGCCUCACCCAUCAGAGCAACGCCUACUCUUCCGCGACCAAUACCUGGUUGGGAGAGUGUGAGACAGACACGCCAUGGCAUAACCUUGGCUUGAUUGUUGUCUCGUCUACUUCACAGGACGCAUCCCACACGGACUGUACAAGCUUGCCCUCAGACAAUGCUGCCACUCAGGGCAGUGCCAGACAUGAUGACUCUGUCACCGUGAUGUCUACGACCCAUAUUCAAGGUCAAGUCACUCCGUCAAUCAACCUUAGGCAAACCACGUAUGCUGACCUCGACAGACACGAGCUCGUCGAUCGUCCACGCCGGUUCCCCGUCGAAGUCGGUACCAGUCCGCACCCAACAGCAAGAGCCCACAAACACGAGCGAAGCCCCCCAGAGCAACUAAGAUAUGCUGCGAUAAAACAUCGAGCUGUCGGUGAUAGCAAGAACAAUAGUCCUCGUGGAGGGAGGGGGGUAGUGACUGUCAAGCACUUGAGGGACUGUCUCUAG
Messenger RNA from Fusarium vanettenii 77-13-4, 876 nucleotides. RefSeq lists its product as uncharacterized. The coding region runs from base 1 to 876 and encodes 291 amino acids. Lineage: Eukaryota; Fungi; Ascomycota; Sordariomycetes; Hypocreales; Nectriaceae. The transcript is spliced from 3 exons. The record is from RefSeq and is a predicted model, not a curated record.